AUGAAAUCCUUUGGUUUUUCUAAAUUCACUUUGUUAGAUAGUCUUGUUAAUUAUAAGGCACCUCAUAUACCAAUACAUAAUAAUGAUUGUAUAAAGUAAACUAAAUCAAAAACCAAAGAACCUUUCCACUCCCCCAAAAAUGUGUAACUUUAAUAAGAGUUCCCUAAACAUUUAAGUCAAUCUGUAGAACUUUAAAGUGAAUCUUAAGAAUAACUAUAACCUAAACGUAAAUUAACUCUAAAUCGAAUCAGAAAUCAAAGUCUUGGAGCACCAUCAAUUAAUGUCUAUUUAGAAUAAAUAGAAAUAGCAAAAGUAAACAAUAGAUAAAUUAAACAUGAUAUGAAUAAAAUCCUUAAUAAUGUAAGUCAUUAUGUAUCUUAAAUCAAAGCUGAUUAGAAAUCUAAAAAGUAUAUAAUUCCACCUACUAAAAACAAUUUCUCAACUGAUAACAAAUUUAAACCAAUUAACCUUGAUAGCAAAGAUACUAUUGAUAUGAUUUCAUCUAAUUAAUCUCUUAAAAUACCUUAACAUGAAAUUUCAAGAAGUUGCUUAUCUGAAUAAUCUACAGCAAGAAGAAUGUAAUCAGAUAAUCAUGCUAUAAAUAAUCUAAUAGAACUAAUUAAAGAAUUUCAUUCUAAAUUGGAUUAACUUAAAAAAUUAUGGUAAAAUGAUUAAAGGUUAGAGAAAUUUAUCAAAUUUCAAGUUUCACUUAAACCUGAUUUAUAAGCUAUUUUCUUUCCAGAUGAAGAUACAAACCAUAUUCAUUUGAAUUUCCAAUAGUUGCAAAAGUUGUUCAUUAUUCCAAAAGUUAAUUAAUAAGGGGAAAUAUGGAAUUUUACAGCUGGUUAUCAAUUAAGAGAUAUAGUCAAUUCCAUUAAUAAGAUCUUGGAAUAAUAAAAGUUUUAAGAACUCUUUGAUAUCAAAAAAUCAAUUCUAGAAUCUUCAAAAACUAUCAAGGAAUUGGAAUAGUAUCUCAUUAUAUCCUAAUUAGGCAUAAGGUGAUUCAAAAAUAUUCAUUAAAAAAGGAUUACAAUUAUUUAAGUUUUCAAAGUCUUCUUAUGAGUAAUGAAGAUAAGGAUAAGAAUGUUGACAAAAUGGAAAGAUAAUUAGGAUCAUUAGGUAAAGUAACACUUUAGAAUAGAAAAAUGAGUAAUAUGAUCAAUGAUGCCAUUCAUCACUUAUAAUAAAAAUAAAUCAAUUGA
Messenger RNA from Paramecium pentaurelia, 1202 nucleotides. NCBI's taxonomy places the organism in Eukaryota, Ciliophora, Oligohymenophorea, Peniculida, Parameciidae. The record is from the annotation of a GenBank genome assembly.